Molecule: messenger RNA, 2547 nt
Organism: Setaria italica (foxtail millet)
Lineage: Eukaryota; Viridiplantae; Streptophyta; Magnoliopsida; Poales; Poaceae
Product: putative elongation factor TypA-like SVR3, chloroplastic
Exons: 14
Coding region: 59-2077 (672 amino acids)
Cellular component (GO): ribonucleoprotein complex; cytosol
Molecular function (GO): GTP binding; GTPase activity
Source: RefSeq, a predicted model, not a curated record
CAACCCCAUCCGCAGCCACCCGCCGCGGCACCCCCCCACUACCACCCGCCGCCACGCCAUGCAGAUGCAGCAGACCCUCACGCUGCGGGGCGUCCCCUCCGCCCGCCGCGCCGCGCCGCCGCCGGCCAGCUCCGCCCACCUCGGGUCCUCUCCCUGCCUGCUGCGGGUCCCCCGCUCGCUCCGACGACGGAGGCCCCGCUCCCUCAGGGCCUCCGCCUCGCUCGAGCAGGAGGUCAAGGAAGUCGCCGCCUCCCCGGCUCCCUCCGCAGGGAAGAGUACUCAAGCAACUAGAAGGGAUGUGAGGAAUAUAGCAAUUGUUGCUCAUGUUGAUCAUGGGAAGACAACUUUGGUGGAUUCAAUGUUAAGGCAAGCCAAGGUUUUCCGGGAUAAUCAAGUUGUGCAGGAAAGAAUAAUGGAUUCCAAUGAUCUGGAAAGAGAAAGAGGAAUCACUAUUUUGAGCAAGAAUACAUCAAUAACCUAUAAGGGUACUAAAAUCAAUAUAAUUGAUACUCCUGGACAUUCAGAUUUCGGCGGGGAGGUUGAGCGUGUUCUCAACAUGGUUGAAGGAGUUCUUCUAGUGGUUGAUUCUGUAGAGGGGCCUAUGCCACAGACAAGGUUUGUUCUGAAGAAAGCUCUAGAAUUUGGACAUGCAGUUGUUGUAGUUGUAAACAAGAUUGACAGACCAGCUGCUCGUCCUGAGUUUGUGGUGAAUUCAACAUUUGAACUAUUUAUUGAGUUAAAUGCAACUGAUGAACAGUGUGAUUUCCAAACAGUCUAUGCAAGUGGAAUUAAAGGAAAGGCUGGGUUAGAUCCAGAAAAUUUGGCUGAUGACCUAGGACCCCUUUUUGAGGCUAUUCUAAGAUGCAUCCCAGAGCCACGCAUUGAGAAAGAUGGUGCCCUGCAAAUGCUUGUAUCUAAUACUGAAUACGAUGAGCACAAAGGAAGGAUAGCAAUUGGACGGUUGCAUGCAGGGGAACUUCAGCGUGGCUUGGAAGUCAAGGUUUGUACACCUGAUGAUGCUUGCAGGGUCGGCAAAAUAAGUGAGCUUUUUGUUUAUCAGAACUUCAGCCGUGUUCCAGUUGAAUCUGUUGGUGCCGGUGACAUUUGUGCUGUAUGUGGAAUGAAUGAUAUCAUGAUUGGGGAAACUAUUGCUGAUAAAGUUACAGGAACACCAUUGCCCACUAUCAAAGUGGAGGAGCCAACAGUCAGAAUGUCUUUCUCCAUCAAUACAUCACCUUUUGUUGGAAAGGAGGGGAAAUAUGUUACUAGCCGAAAUCUCCGUGACAGGUUAUAUCGUGAGCUUGAAAGGAAUUUGGCUAUGAAAGUAGAAGAUGGGGAGACUGCUGAUACAUUCCUUGUUAGUGGAAGAGGCACACUGCAUCUCACAAUAUUGAUAGAGAACAUGCGGAGAGAAGGAUAUGAAUUUAUGAUUGGACCUCCAAAGGUCAUAAACAAGACAGUGGAUGGAAAACAACUAGAACCUUAUGAGAUAGCUGCUGUUGAGGUUCCAGAGGAGUACAUGGGUUCAGUUGUUGAGCUUUUGGGGAAAAGGCGUGGACAAAUGGUUAACAUGGAAGCUAGCGGGCCGGAGGGAACAACAUUGCUGAAAUACAAGAUUCCUACCAGAGGCCUCAUUGGACUUCGGAAUGCAAUUCUUACAGCUUCUCGUGGCAGAGCUAUACUUAACACAAUUUUUGACAGCUAUGGCCCAUGGGCUGGAGAUCUUAGCUCACGCGAUCAGGGAUCCUUGGUUGCGUUUGAAGAUGGAAGCACUACUUCUUACGCACUUCUUAAUGCGCAAGAAAGAGGUUUGCUGUUUGUCCAACCUGGCCAGGAUGUUUACAAAGGUCAAAUUGUUGGUAUCCAUCAGCGACCUGGUGAUUUAGCAAUUAAUGUGUGCAAGAAAAAGGCUGCUACAAAUGUUCGUUCCAACAAGGAAACUACAGUGGUUCUUGAUGAACCUUUAAGCUACAGUUUGGAUGACUGCAUAGAGUUUAUCCAAGAAGAUGAGCUAGUGGAGGUUACCCCUGCAAGCAUCCGCAUGUGCAAGAACCCAAAAAUUUCGAAGAGAAAGUAGCAUUACCGUAUCGAUACAUUCUGAAGGCAUCAGUUUCAGGUAGAAGCUGGCUUUUCCACUGCCAGGGCUGAUACGACGGCUACAUGGUGCCCCACACAAAUCUGUAACUAGGCAAUUUUGGUGGUCUACAGACUAAAGGCUUAAAGGUUGCCGGAUUCAGAUAUAGGGUUAUAUGCAACUUGGUGAUGAUUAAAGCAGCUGAUUAGUCUCUUUAUUCAUCAAUAGAGAGGCUGGAGUAGUAUUUUGGGCUGCAGAUAAGCUGUACAUGCUUUCUGCAGCAAUCUCAGCGGGUACAUGUAUGUCUGUAUGUAGGAGAUAUAGGUGUACUGUACAUGAUUCUUUCAGUCCUAGCAAGGACUGGAGCAAAGAUUUUGCAAUGCAAGACGUUUAUUGUAAGUUACAAGAAACAGAUGAAACACAUGCGAACUGGAGAUUCCAGCAUAAAAGAAUUGAACACUUUGAUAGAUUCA